AUGGGCAGGCAGUGGGCAGCCUAUAUGAGCCGGCCCCAGCACACCUUAAGCGGCUUUCUGUCCACCCCGUCCGUAGUGUGGGUACGUCGGGGCCGGAGCCCGCAGAGCCGCCGCCCCCCUUCCAACUCCCGCCUGCUUCUCCCCCCUGCUCUCCUCUCCAUUCCCGGUUCUUGCCGUCAGGGCUCCAGGGUCUGGCCAGAGAUGCCGUCGGAGAGCGGGGCUGCGAGCCCGGACGCAGCAGCGGUGGCGGCGGCUGCAGCGGCGCCCCCGGCCCUGGUCCCUCCGGCCGAAGCCCCUACCCAGAAGCGAGGCGGUCCCAGUCCGGAGCGUUCCUCCGGAGCUCCGCGACGGCGCUUCAGCCGGUUGAGCUGGGCGCAGGUGCAGAGACUGGACACUCUACUAGCUGAAGAGGUCCCCAUCCACGGACGCGGCAACUUUCCCACGCUGACGAUACAGCCGCGCCAAAUCGUGCAGGUGGUCCAGAGCCGCUUGGAGCAGCUGGGGGUCCCUGUCCACAGCGUCCGCCUGAAUGGUUCUGCCGCCAGCCACGUCCUUCACCAGGACAACGGCCUGGGCUACAAGGACGUGGAUCUCAUCUUCCGGGUGGACCUGCAAGACGAGGCCGCCUUCCAGCUGGUGCGGGAGGCCGUUCUGGCCUGCCUCCUGGACCUCCUUCCGGCCGGGGUGAGCCGAGCCAAGAUCACACCGCAGACGCUGACGGAAGCCUACGUGCAGAAGCUGGUCAAGGUGUGCACGGACACCGACCGCUGGAGCCUCAUCUCCCUCUCCAACAACAGCGGCAAGAACGUGGAGCUGAAGUUCGUGGACCGGCUGCGGCGCCAGUUUGAGUUCAGCGUGGACUCCUUCCAGAUCGUCCUGGACUCUCUGCUCCUCUACGGUCAGUGUUCCUCCACGCCCAUGUCUCAGGCCUUCCACCCCACGGUGACGGGCGAGAGCCUGUACGGGGACUUCGAGGAGGCUCUGGAGCACCUGCGGCGCCGGCUGAUCGCCACCCGCAAUCCCGAGGAGAUCCGGGGGGGCGGCCUCCUCAAGUACUGCCACCUCCUGGUGCGCGGCUUCCGGCCCUGCCCGGGCACCGACGCCCAGGCCCUGCAGCGCUACAUGUGCUCUCGCUUCUUCAUCGACUUCCCAGACUUGGGGGAGCAGAGGCGCAAGCUGGAGCGCUACCUGCAGGCCCACUUUGGCGGGGGGACCGGCCCGACCUGCUACGCCUGCCUGGUGACCCUGCACCGGGUGGUUAACGAGAGCACCGUCUGCCUCAUGGGCCACGAGCGGCGCCAGACGCUGGACCUCAUCGCCAUGUUGGCCUUGCGGGCACUGGCUGAGCAGGGUCUUGUGGGUGGCACUGCCUUGGCCUGGCACUACUCGCCUACUUCCUACCCGGGCAACGAUGGGGUCCCUCCCACCCUCAACUACUACGUGACCCCCAUCCAGCCGCUGCUGGCCUGUGGUCACACCUCCUACCCCACUUGGCUGCCUUGCAACUGAGCUGAGAGGGAUGGGGAAAUGGGGCUCCCCAUCCUCACCCCUGGAAUCUGAGCCGGCUAGGGGAAGUGGUGGCUCUACCCCCAACCACAUCAGGC
Molecule: messenger RNA, 1604 nt
Organism: Gracilinanus agilis (Agile Gracile Mouse Opossum)
Lineage: Eukaryota; Metazoa; Chordata; Mammalia; Didelphimorphia; Didelphidae
Gene: TENT5B
Product: terminal nucleotidyltransferase 5B
Biological process (GO): mRNA stabilization
Molecular function (GO): poly(A) RNA polymerase activity; RNA binding
Source: RefSeq, a predicted model, not a curated record